AUGGUCUCAAUUCUUGCUGUGCUAGUUGCGGCAUAUUCGAGUUCGCUAGUCUGUGAUACAGCUUUUGGAAGUGGUGUGAUAACAAAUGAAAAUGUACCUAUUCCUGCUACUUUUCAAGUCCUUUCAAAUAAUUCGAAUAUCUGCCUUUUAGUACAAUGCAACAUAAACUUGUCUUCAGUCGAUACAAAGAUCCCACAGCCACCUAUUUUCCCUGUGGUUAAUUCUACAAAUCAAGAUGAAUUUACUGCAACAGGUUCUUGCAAUGAGCACAUGGAAACUUUGCAGUUAAUUUGGAAGCAAAAUAAUUCGGAUAGCGAAUGGAAACUCCUAUUUCAGUUUGCUCUAAAUGAUAAAAAUAAUUUCAAUCUAACUCAAAUCAACUUGAGUUAUGAACACAACCAUUCGCAAGCAAUGGCUGAUACACUUUUACUCCUGUUAGUGCCAAAAGCCCUCCCAAAUUCACUGUUGAAACAUUAUGAACAUGAUAGUAAUGUAACUUAA
Messenger RNA from Heterobilharzia americana, 501 nucleotides. The record is from the annotation of a GenBank genome assembly. NCBI's taxonomy places the organism in Eukaryota, Metazoa, Platyhelminthes, Trematoda, Strigeidida, Schistosomatidae.